AUCAACAUGUCGAAGAAUGGUGGCCUAUUAGAAAGGACACUUGCCCAAGAGCCAGAACUCGUGAACGGCGAAGAGAUCCCAGCUCAUUAUGAGGUCCUGGAUAUGUCUAGAGACCCUCGAUGGAGCGCACAUGAUUUCGUCUGCUCCGAACCAAGCUUCAAAUACUACUGCGGGCUUCCCCUGCGAACCGACAACAACAUCAACAUCGGCGCUCUGUUUCUCCUUGACGACAAGCCCAAAGUAUCGUCCAGUCAAGCGCGAUUGAGAGUGCUGUUUACCAUUGCGGCCAACAUAAUGUCGCACAUGAAAACGGUCAAAGAGGCUAACGAGAAGAGACGUGCAAUCUACAUGAAUAUGUGUAUGGCAGACUUCCUCAACCCGGAACAUCGUUUCCGAAGUCGACAGAUGAGACCGCCCAAGUUCAGCUCUCCGCCUGACGUUGAUAACAACAGCCGGGUAGUCGAACCUCACCAGACUGGCCAAGACGUGCUGUCUUCUCGGCCUAUUGCUGAGAAGGGCACCUCAAAUCCUGAUCGGAGACUGAGUGUACCGCAUUGUCCCACAUCACGCAGCGUUACUUUUGUCAGCGACGAGCAACUGUGUCGUCGGCGCGACUUGAGCAGAUCACCUGGUCCCACACCACGCACCGAUAGCUGUAUCAGCAACGAGCAGCACGAGUACUUCGGACAUAAGCACAUCGCGCCCCUCCUGGAUACAACAGAGCCAGGAUUGCCAUCACAGCAUAAAGACACUUCAACGGGCAUACUUGGCGAGGAGAAAGAAUACGGUCUUGAUGCUGAUCCCGACAGAAGUCGCGGUCGGCCCCCAGGGCGAUCAUCACGCUCAUCAACGUCUUCCAUGAGCCCAAAGCCUUCGAAGAAUGUCACGGAAGCAGAUUACCAACGCACUUUCGAUCGAGCUGCUUAUUUACUCCGUCAAUCUUUGGACCUAUCUGCCCAUGGCGGAGGCGGUGUAGUACUGCUUGAUGCCAACGCAGGGGCUGAGAGUAUGGAUCCGGUCAGCAAGCGUCGUGACUCCAAGUCUGGAGAGAUCAAUACGGCAGCCAGACGACCUGGAGCAGGGCCUCGUCAGAAGUCGGAAGCUGGAUCCAAGGCAGACCGGUUCGACUCACUACACAAUGGACUCAUGCAGGAGCGUGUGGUCUUGGCCACCGCUUCAAUCAGCGAUUCCGCCGAGCACAUCAAGAACUUCGGGCGAGCGGACUCGACGUGGAAGGUGACGUUAACGCCCCCGGAACUUCGCAGAAUGUGCACAAGGCAUCCCCGGGGCAAGCUCUACAAUAUCCCAGAGAGCGUUGGCACUACGCUGUUCGACUACGAAGGACGCGCUGUCGCCGGUCGUCUGUCACUCAAGCUCUAUGAGCUCGUCUUGCUGCGCAGGCAGUUUCCAGAGGCCAAACAGGUGAUGUUCGUGCCCAUGUACCAUGCCAACCUCAACCGAUGGACUUCGUGUUUCGCUUUCACCAAUUCUCGCUACCGAAUUUUCGACUACGCUUUGGACUACUUGCCUAUGCUGUCAUUCACGAAUGCCGUCAAGGCCGAGAUUGUCCGUAUCGCUACAGCGUUCACCGACCAGCAAAAAAGCCUCUUACUCAACUCCAUGUCUCAUGAAUUGCGCUCACCUCUUCACGGCAUAUUGGCGUCUAUAGAGUUCUUACAAGACACGGAUAUGGACGCGUUUCAAGCUACCUGCAUCAACACCAUGGAUGCGUGCGCCCACACCCUCAUAGAUACCGUGGCAAUGGUCCUCGACCACAACAUCGUCAAGACUUCGCAACAAUCACAAGACUCCAAUGAAAAAUCUCCAAGUAUGCCUGGUCGAGCGAGCGUAAGGGACGGGCCAUUGUUCGCCAUCGAUCAAGAUUGUGACAUUGCGCUGAUCACAGAAGAAGUCAUGUGGGUGCCCUUUGUAAAUUGCCUCGUGGCCGGGAACGCGACGAAAUUCGACGACACAACAAUUGAAAUGAACGCAACGCUGGAACUGGUCAAUGGAGAUUUGUCGAUGCGGAGAAUUCUACAAGCAGUUCGACCUGAGGUGGAACUCAUCUUGGAUGUACAGGCGCCAACUGACUGGUCUUUCUCAACGCACCCCGGUGCUAUCAGACGCAUUGUCUUGAAUCUUUUCGCCAACUCGCUCAAGUACACGAAGCACGGCUACAUCAUGGUUUCGUUGCAACGGGCACAUAUUGGACACGAGGAGGCCGCUGACUCCAGGUUCACUGAAAAGAAUAAAUCAGACAUCAUCAAGCUCAUAGUCACCGACACUGGUCAAGGCAUGUCUCCAGAAUACCUGCGCGCCAAGGUGUUUGCGCCUUUCACACGCGAAAAUGUGAGGGCCGCCGGUGCUGGGGUCGGACUCAGAAUCGUCCGCUCAAUCGUUGGCUCGCUCAAAGGUGAGAUCGACAUCAAGUCGAUUGUGAACGUGGGAACCAUAGUAGUCGUCAGCCUUCCAAUGAAGAAAGCAAGGUCGAUUGAUAUCGCUCUGCCGAAUAACCUACCUACCACGCCAGGAGGAUCGGAAAUCACCCUUAUCGCACGCCGUCAGCAACGCCUACGAGAUCCCAAUAUAUCUACACUCCAGAACUUGCAAGAUCCGCCACACGCCGCUCUCUACGUGCCCACCCUGGAGCAUAGCAACUUUAGCCAGACUCAAGGCGCACAUCAUGUCUACGCUGCGCUUGUUCAAUAUUUGACGAAUUGGUUCAGGCUUCCAACUUCGCAGAAUUGGGACGUUGACUUGUCAGCGAAGCUUCUAUUCGUGGAUGAGAUGCAUCUUCCGACUCUACUUGCGGGGCGCCCAGACUACUUGGGCACACAGUCGCCACAAAGCAUCAUCAUAAUGUGCGCGAAUCCUGCCAGACAAGCUGUCCUGUCACAGGACAUCAAGAGCCGUCGGGUAGAGUUGAUCUCCAAGCCUUUUGGGCCUUACAAGCUGGCGCGUACCAUAUGCAGAGCAUUGGAAAAAUCAUGUGUGCCAAUGAAGACGGAAGAGUUCAAACAGAAGCACGAACAGACUGUGGUCAUGACACCAGACUCAUCAAGGUCUGCAGUCUCCAGCGCCACUCAUAAUUCAGGCAUAACGAGGCGCAAACACGAAGUCAACGCUGGGUCGCAAGUAGAGCACCUCGCCUCCCAGACCCCGCCAGCUCGUGCUGUCUCGACACAGAUUGAUGAAACCCAUUUUAGAGAAGUCACCACUGUCCGCAGCGCAAGCCACAUUCAUGAAGUCGAAGCUGGAACGGAUGGUGGUUUCCCGUUCCCGGCACACGACGUACAACCUCAUCGCUCGACGCCUCCUCCGAACCUACCCGGAGACGACCCUAAAACGCCAGAAAACCGUCCAGCCUACCACCUAGCUCCUCCAGGAGCUCGCAGACUAGGAAUCCUCGAGAGCCGCCCAGCUGCAACUCCAACAGCCUACGGCCGCGCGCAACCGCCCACGACUGUGGACAGGAUCGAUCUGUGGGACAGGCAACCUGGUGCACAAUCUCGAAAGCCUCGCCUGCUACUUGUGGACGACAAUCGGCUGAACCUCCAACUUCUUCACACCUACCUCUUGAAAAAAGGCCACGAUAGUGCCUUGAUCAGAACGGCAGAAGAUGGACGGCAGGCUUUGGAUAUCUACCGCGAAUUCCUAGCGGACAUUGUCUUUAUGGAUCUCUCUAUGCCGGUCAUGGACGGUCUGGAAGCCACACGCGAGAUUCGAGCCUUUGAAGCACGGAGAGCAGAUGACACUAGUCCCACAAAUCCGGGUGGAUCGAGGACUUGCACGCCUGCGAUCAUCAUCGCUUUGACGGGGAAUGCCAAGUCGAAUGACCAGACGGAGGCUUUCAAUUGCGGAAUUGACAUGUACAUGACAAAGCCGGCGAGUUUGAAGCAGAUUAGUGUCCUUUUGGAGAAUUGGAGGGAGCGUACUUGA
Sphaerulina musiva SO2202 is the source of this 3939-nucleotide messenger RNA. RefSeq lists its product as uncharacterized. The record is from RefSeq and is a predicted model, not a curated record. The transcript has 9 exons. Gene Ontology annotation, biological process: phosphorelay signal transduction system; protein autophosphorylation. Gene Ontology annotation, molecular function: histidine phosphotransfer kinase activity; phosphorelay sensor kinase activity. The annotation marks the transcript as partial. Lineage: Eukaryota; Fungi; Ascomycota; Dothideomycetes; Mycosphaerellales; Mycosphaerellaceae.